AUGGACGACGAGUUCGCUCGCGAAGUUCUUCGGCUCGCCGAAGGUCAAACGGUCGAAGACUUUGAAACAGAUCUGAAAAAUCAAGCACAACACCUGGACAUUGACAUAGCUUCGCUCGAAAACACCUUGAAGGACAAGGGUCAGAAAGCGACGUCAAGUCUUACAAGCUCUACACACCCUCGCCGCUCUAUCUCCACCGGCUCUCAUGGCUCGCAUUCUACAGAUUUCACAGACGCGUCCCGGAUAUCAAGAGACUGUCCUCACGCCAGGGCUCGACCAGGUCGUGGGCGGCGCAGUUCCGCCACAUCGGUGUCCAUCCGGGAUUAUGAUUCAAUAGUCAACCACGCCAGAUUCGAUUACCGUCGCUCUUCCUUCAACUUCGCUACCUCUCCCAUCAUCUCGCCAUCUCCUUCCACGUUCUCACUAUCCUCCGUAUGGUCUCGCUCACGAGAGUCGUCACCGAAAAGGCAUAUCAUCACAAGAGGACUGAGCAGAUUGAGGUUAAGGAGAACCGAUUCGGGAGAUUCAACCAGAGAGAAAGAUGAUUGCCCUCACUGCCCUCAAAGUGGAUCUCGACACCGCCGAACCUUACACACGCUGUCUUGCGGACAUCGCUAUUGUACACUCGCCCUGCGCAAGAUAAUCAAAGACUCGCUCAACGACGAGAACAUUCCACCGACAUGCUGCAAGCGUCCGAUCCCGGGUAGUCUGGUCGCAAGCGUGAUGAGUCAAGAAGAGCAGGAUGCUCUGAUGAAUAUGCUGGUUGCUUGGGACGAUGAAGCGACUACAACACCACCUACGAUAUAUGAGUCGACAUCGCACCCUACGUCAUUUCCGAAAUCACGAUCCCAGUCGAGAUCUCCGACAUGUGGAGCCCAAGAACAUUCACCGUCAGAGGAAACAAAAAGAAAUUUAGAAAUUGCGACGGAACUGCCUGGCUUCAAGGAGCUCAGACAAAACCAAGAGCGGCAGCGCGACAACUUGACAGCUUGGGCUGCGAGAAAGAGACAGGGUGUGAUCGACGGGUAUGCUGUGCGUAAGCUACAGCUACUACCUUAUUUCGACCGACAAAAGGAUCAGCUGGCCGAGAAGCAGAGCGCUGCUAUCGCUCGCAUCGAAGACAAGCAUGUAGUUGACGAGCACGAGAUGCGCGAAGGACAUGAAAUCGAGACCAGGAACAAUGCGAUCGCCCUCAAACAUAUGGAAGCAUACUGUCGAGGAGAAACUACAAGUGGUGAACGCCACGACAGAGCCAUUACGGAUAGAGAUCUGGCCGAGCUUACGAAAGCCAGACGAGCACGCGACCAGAUGGAUGCCAAACACUCUGGUGCUAUCAGUGUACUCAGGGGUGAGCAAAGCAGACGCAUCAGCCAACGACUAGUCAAGCAAGAGGAAGAGCUGUCGGAACUUGAAUCACGCCAGAUGAAAGAGCUCGAAAGUCUGCAACGCGAGUGCGACGACAUGGUACGCGAUUGGGACGAAGAAACACAGAAGAGAAGGAGCAAGCUCGAAAGAUGGUGGACCAUGCAAGUGGAGAUCUGGCGGAAGAACCUGGAACAGGAGACAGGAGUUCAAUUUUCAGAAGAUCUGCCACCGAUACAAUGGCCACUUCCUGACAACAAUGAGACUAUCAAGAGAAAGGACCCGACAAAAAGACACACCAUUGCAGGAUCUCCAGCUCCUGGGUUGCAGUCGCAUGGAAGGCGUGAAUUAAGCAGUAUCAGCCCAACUCGCAAACACCAUCGGAUCAGUACUGCCUUCACCAUCAGAAGCGGUAUGAUUGGCAAGGCAUAA
This is a messenger RNA of Aureobasidium pullulans EXF-150, 1794 nucleotides long. RefSeq lists its product as uncharacterized. The coding region runs from base 1 to 1794 and encodes 597 amino acids. The record is from RefSeq and is a predicted model, not a curated record. The transcript is spliced from 2 exons. NCBI's taxonomy places the organism in Eukaryota, Fungi, Ascomycota, Dothideomycetes, Dothideales, Saccotheciaceae.